Molecule: messenger RNA, 706 nt
Organism: Linderina pennispora
Lineage: Eukaryota; Fungi; Kickxellomycota; Kickxellomycetes; Kickxellales; Kickxellaceae
Exons: 1
Source: RefSeq, a predicted model, not a curated record
GCGAAUAAACCCUGCUUCCAUUGAUUAUGACUGGCCAGGCGUCGGGCUCACCCGAUCGCAGCAAGGUGUGCCGAAGAAUAACACCACAAAAAACUAUGCCUGCUCGCCGUCACUCCACACGCCAAGCCCAAGAGUGGUCCUCCUUCAGCCGCAUUCUGUUUAAAUUGGCUGACACUGUGCAACAGUCAUCGUCUCUUCCCAUCCCCGCCCUCUCAGCCCCUCGGUCAUACUCAGAGCCGCACUGGCUUGUGCUCUCAGCCUCCCCCAUCAACAGAUACAUGAUGGCAAUCCUGCUUUCACAAAUCGCGUUCGGAGGCUAGAAACGGGGAGGUGGAUUAAGGGGCCUUGGGCUGAUGCCUUCCGUGUUGGCAGCCGCCAGUUUUGCCCUUCUCUGAAAUCCGCAAGGUUCGGAUGAUUUGCGUUUACGCGGCAACCGCCCUGUGGCGUGCAUGUCGCUCGCAUUCCACACCCACUGCACCGGAUAUUUCGCCAUCUGUACAAGAUUAGCGAUCGAUUUUGUACAGACUACUUUCGCCUCCCCCCGCCUGCCGCCCUUGUACUAGGGCUGCUGCCAAUUGCCGGGUGCCUUCCGUAUGAUGUGUCGCUGGUAACAAAGUGUAGGCAAACAGAUGGUGCACAUUGGGCCCCUGUCCUACUACACGCCCCUGUCAAAUCGAAUGUGCAUCGGUUGUGAGCAAGGCAAAAA